Messenger RNA from Eurytemora carolleeae, 1011 nucleotides. RefSeq lists its product as uncharacterized. The transcript has 12 exons. The record is from RefSeq and is a predicted model, not a curated record. The coding region runs from base 34 to 1011 and encodes 325 amino acids. NCBI's taxonomy places the organism in Eukaryota, Metazoa, Arthropoda, Copepoda, Calanoida, Temoridae.
CAAGUCUAUACGGUUCACGAAUAAUGCUCCUAAAUGUUCUUUCAUUUCAUGAAAAAUGUUCUUGCACUGAAACAGAAGGAGUCCCAACUUGGGAUAUUCGACUCUAGCAUGCUGAUUUUACUCCUUAUUUUCAUUCCUUUAGCGGAAUCUACUACCUGCUGCAACAAAAAAGAAAUUGUUGGGGACUCUCCAGAAAGUGGAGUGUACUGGCUAGUAUCCUCCAAUGAGACUAGAUGUGAGGAUGGCUGUUCCUACUCUAAAGAUAACAUCACUAAUAUAUUCUAUUGCUUCAGUGAUGUAACCUAUGUAGCUGGAGGAGCUGGAGUAGAAUAUGUUCUUCCUCCAGGUUUCGAUGGUACAGUACAUGUAGUUGAUUGUAGUUCAGUUGUACGAACAGCUGAUGACUAUUGGGCAAUACAACAAAUAAUCAUACCUGAAACCAUCACUCAAGGAGGAACUUGGGGGCCACGACAGUUCUGUGCUUCAGGGAGCUUUGCCACUGGUUUUGUUCUCCGAUAUGCUCCACUAUGCGCAAGCAGAUGUAAUUUUGAUGAUGACACGGCUCUCAUGGGAAUUUGGUUGAACUGUGGACCAUACAAUGACACCAGUAUAGAAUCUGGUGUUAUAUCAUCAUCUGUUCUACCAGACUACAGAAGAAUAGGUGGUGGAAGCUCUAAAGGGUUUGUAUCAACUGCUAGACUAAACUGCCCAGCCAACUCAUUCAUUACACAGUCACAGUUCCUCUCAGAGUACUAUGCAGGAGAGGAUACAAGUGGUGGGAUCUCUUGUCCUCCUGGUAUUAUCUGCACAAGCUUUUCAUCAACAUUCGAUCCAAUAGGAGGUAAGUCAGGACGCUUCUCGUCCUAUAGAAGAGGUAAUUCAGGACACUUCUUGUCCUAUAGAUUAGAGGAGGUAAUUCAGGACACAUUUUGUCCUAUAGAAGAGGUAAUUCAGGACACGGUUUGUCCUUUAGAGGAGGCAAUUCAGAACACUUCUUGUCCUAUAGAGUAG